Molecule: messenger RNA, 612 nt
Organism: Fraxinus pennsylvanica
Lineage: Eukaryota; Viridiplantae; Streptophyta; Magnoliopsida; Lamiales; Oleaceae
Source: the annotation of a GenBank genome assembly
AUGGAGAGCACUGCGGCACUAUCAAGAAGCCAUCAGCUCUACCGUGAACACCAACACCAGAUUGCCCGCGACGAACUACCGAUCGCUGAUGUGUGCAACAAAUUCAAGCGCCGUUCAACGACGAACGAGAAAGUGACGGAGAGAAGAGAGAAGGAAGAAGAAAUACAAUGCAUCUUGUGGAGUAAAAUCGAACGCUUCUCAAUCUCAGUAAUGGCUUCAGCUGCAAAGAAGGUUUUGGUGCCGGUUGCGAAUGGAACGGAGCCGCUGGAGGCUGUGAUAACUAUUGAUGUGUUGAGGAGAGCUGGCGCCGAUGUGACUGUGGCUUCGGUGGAGAAACAGCUAUGUGUUGAUGCUUGUCACGGAGUGAAAAUCGUCGGCGAUGCCCUUAUUUCUGAUUGCGCUGAUACUGCAUAUGAUCUUAUUUCUCUUCCGCGAUCGGGAGUUCACCGCGGGCAAUCUGGUGUUGGUGUUCGCGCUAGAGCUGAUGGCUUGUUGAUAGUGUCGCAGUGCUCUCCGUUGAUUAGAUCGGGCGAGGUGGUGGUGAUGUGUGAUUGUGGUGGUUGUUCUAACAAUGGUGGUUUUGGUGAUGCGUGGUUGUGGUUGGAUCGGUGA